AUGUUGAGCUUAGCGAGGAACACGUGGGGAUUAGCCAAACAUAGGAUAAUACCUCAACUUACCUUAACUACUCUUGGUAUCUUUCCCAUUACAUUUCGUGUGAAAUGUCAUGUUUCACAAUGCUUUUUAUAUCUCAUAUCAUUUUGUUGUAACACUUUUAUUUUACCGUAAAUUAGAUAUCGUCCGAGAUACCGUAUUUUACCAAUAUCUCAAAUUAACUAUUGAAUUUAUAUUGUCAGCUGCCAAUAAAGUAAAAGGUGUUUUUCCUACAGUAACCCUUUAAUUCCAUGUUUUACAGCAGCUACAACUAUUCCUAGGUCUAUAGUUUACAGCAACCAAUUUAUAAUAAACUUACUAAUGUUCUAAGUGUAUGUUGUCUUUCUGCGACAGUCGAAUGCCUUAGGAAGUGAGAGCUGGAAAUAGAACCCCAUAAUUCUUGUGGUCUUAUUGUCGUGCCACAAAGUGACUGGGCUUAAGAUUUUACAGUAGAUUACAAGUCGAAGAAUACUUUUACUCUUUUGACAUUUUCUUGCUAAUAUCCUCAAUGUUAUAGUAGGUUUAUUGCACUUAAAACGACCUUAAUUUGGUUUAUUUUUAUAAAUUUUUGUUUUUUGAGUAGUGUAAGCUAUAUAUUUUAUUAAUUUAAGUCUAUAACGUUGAAUAAUGACUAUAUAUUGAAGAUAUAGCGUUUAGUUUGACUGUUAAAAUUGAACUUUAUGAACAGCGUUAUAUCUUUUAUACGGUAGAAUGUGUUCUUUACAAUUCUAGAGACUUUACACUUGAGUAGACCUAAAACUGUGAUUGUUAAUGCUCGUCUGAAUUUGAAUAAUUUUUAUUACGUAAUUUCAAUUUAUUUUAAAUAGAGUUUCCUGGACGUUCCAUACCGUUCCUUUUUCAAUAACGAGGCUGUUUACUUAUAGAAAGCUUACCAAUAGUAUUAUUUAUAAAAAGAGCUUCUAGAAUAUUUUAGGUAAUAUUAAAUUUGCUUUCAUUUCGACAUCCAAAUAAUUGAAAUUUUAUUUAUAAGCUUACUCACAGGCUAACUCAAUAUUCUUCUUUAACUAUAUUAAUUUUAUUUGCCAUUUCUUAUAUUAUGUUUGCACAUAUUUUGUCUCUUUGUGCACCAAUGCUUAUCCUCACUUCAUAUCUCGUAUAAUACCAUCGCUUAUUCAUUGACUAUGUUUUGUUAUACCACGGUAAUUCAAUUAUGUUUCAGUGAAUAGCAGAUUCCGAAAGCGAACAUCUACUUUCCCCGACCCUAAGGCCAAAUAUUCUCCAGCUCAUUCAAGGAGUUCGAACGCGGAGAAGCGACGCCUCGACCAGGAAAGACAUACCAACAACAACAACAGCACCAACAGCGACGACAACAUGUUGGGCGACGACAAAAAGUCUGGAGCCAAGAAGCGAAAGUUGUUGAGCAAGCUGUUCCGAGUAUUGACUUUGAAAGGUGAGUUGUCUUGA
Molecule: messenger RNA, 1461 nt
Organism: Bursaphelenchus okinawaensis
Lineage: Eukaryota; Metazoa; Nematoda; Chromadorea; Rhabditida; Aphelenchoididae
Source: the annotation of a GenBank genome assembly